Jaculus jaculus (lesser Egyptian jerboa) is the source of this 933-nucleotide messenger RNA. RefSeq names its product hydroxysteroid 17-beta dehydrogenase 3 (gene Hsd17b3). Bases 1 to 933 code for a protein of 310 amino acids. The transcript has 11 exons. Gene Ontology annotation, molecular function: oxidoreductase activity. The record is from RefSeq and is a predicted model, not a curated record. NCBI's taxonomy places the organism in Eukaryota, Metazoa, Chordata, Mammalia, Rodentia, Dipodidae. Gene Ontology annotation, cellular component: endoplasmic reticulum.
AUGGAGGAAGUUGUGGAACAGUUCUUCAUUUCUGUGGGAUUACUGGUGUGUCUGGCCUGCCUGGCCAAGUGCAUGAGAUUCUUCAAAUGCAUUUUCUUCAGCUUCUGGAAAGUUCUGCCAAGCUCUUUCUUACAAUCAAUGGGACAAUGGGCAGUGAUCACCGGAGCAGGCGAUGGAAUUGGGAAAGCAUACUCAUUCGAGCUGGCAAGACGUGGCCUCAACAUUGUGCUCAUCAGCCGGACACUGGCAAAACUCCAGGCCGUUGCGGAGGAGAUUGAGUGGAGCACCGGGCGCCAUGUGAAGAUCAUACAAGCAGAUUUUACCAAAGAUGACAUCUAUGAGGACAUUGAAGAGAAUCUUAAGGGCUUAGAAAUUGGGAUUUUAGUCAAUAAUGUUGGAAUGCUUCCCAACCUGCUCCCAAGCUAUUUCCUUGACACAUCGGAUGAAAUCCAGAGGCUCAUCCACUGCAACAUCACCUCGGUUGUCAAGAUGACAAAGCUAGUUCUGAAACACAUGGACUCAAGGAGGAAAGGCCUCAUCUUGAACAUUUCUUCUGGGGCUGCGCUCUGCCCUUGCCCUCUCUACUCCCUGUAUUCGGCUUCCAAGGCGUUUGUGUGCACGUUUUCCAAGGCAUUGCAGGUGGAGUACAGAGCCAGAGGAAUCAUUAUCCAGGUGCUGACCCCGUUUGCUGUUUCGACCCCCAUGACAAAAUAUCUAAACACCAACCUGAUAACAAAGAGUGCUGAUGAGUUUGUUAAAGAAUCACUGAAUUAUGUCACAAUUGGAGAUGAAACCUGUGGCUCCCUUGCCCAUGAAGUCUUGGCAAGCUUCCUGAGCCUGGUUCCAUCGAGAGUGUUCUACAGCAGUGCCUUCCAGAGGCUCCUCCUGACGCGCUAUGCGGAUUACCUUAAACAGAAUGCCAACAUCAGAUAG